Pan troglodytes (chimpanzee) is the source of this 741-nucleotide messenger RNA. It is a transcript of the gene FUNDC2, whose product is annotated as FUN14 domain containing 2. NCBI's taxonomy places the organism in Eukaryota, Metazoa, Chordata, Mammalia, Primates, Hominidae. The transcript is spliced from 5 exons. Bases 1 to 570 code for a protein of 189 amino acids. Gene Ontology annotation, cellular component: mitochondrial outer membrane. Gene Ontology annotation, biological process: autophagy of mitochondrion. The record is from RefSeq and is marked inferred.
AUGGAAACAUCUGCCCCACGUGCCGGAAGCCAAGUGGUGGCGACAACUGCGCGCCACUCCGCGGCCUACCGCGCAGAUCCUCUACGUGUGGCCUCGCGAGACAAGCUCACCGAAAUGGCCGCGUCCAGUCAAGGAAACUUUGAGGGAAAUUUUGAGUCACUGGACCUUGCGGAAUUUGCUAAGAAGCAGCCAUGGUGGCGUAAGCUGUUCGGGCAGGAAUCUGGACCUUCAGCAGAAAAGUAUAGCGUGGCAACCCAGCUGUUCAUUGGAGGUGUCACUGGAUGGUGCACGGGUUUCAUAUUCCAGAAGGUUGGAAAGUUGGCUGCAACAGCUGUGGGAGGUGGAUUUUUUCUCCUUCAGCUUGCAAACCAUACUGGGUACAUCAAAGUUGACUGGCAACGAGUGGAGAAGGACAUGAAGAAAGCCAAAGAGCAGCUGAAGAUCCGUAAGAGCAAUCAGAUACCUACUGAGGUCAGGAGCAAAGCUGAGGAGGUGGUGUCAUUUGUGAAGAAGAAUGUUCUAGUGACUGGGGGAUUUUUCGGAGGCUUUCUGCUUGGCAUGGCAUCCUAAGGAAGAUGACCUCAUGUUCAUUGUUCCUGUUUUUUUCCAGCCAGCAGCCUCUACACUCCAUCAUAGGACAUCGAGUCCCUCCUCCUCUUCUCCCAUGCCUUCCUCCCUGCCAUGGCAAAUCCGAGUGGCUUCUAUAAGCAUCUGCUGGUACAAGUCAAUGUGGCACCAUGA